Lonchura striata (white-rumped munia) is the source of this 1398-nucleotide messenger RNA. RefSeq names its product abhydrolase domain containing 15 (gene ABHD15). The record is from RefSeq and is a predicted model, not a curated record. Gene Ontology annotation, molecular function: monoacylglycerol lipase activity; short-chain carboxylesterase activity. NCBI's taxonomy places the organism in Eukaryota, Metazoa, Chordata, Aves, Passeriformes, Estrildidae. Gene Ontology annotation, biological process: lipid metabolic process.
CGCCAUCGCUCUGCGAACCGCCGACCAUCGGGGCUGCCGGCUGAGGCUCCUGCCGCCUCCAUGCUGUCCCCGGAGGGUUUGGUGGCCGCAGCCGCGGUGCUCGUGGGGCUGGGCCUUCUAGCUUGGUGCCUUUGGGCAGGGAGGCUGGAGGUGCCUGGAGACGUGGGAGAGGAGGAGGAGGAGGAGGAGGGGAUACCCUUCAUGGCCGAGGAGGGCUCAGGGCACUGCCGGCUGCUGUGCAAGCCCUCGGCUCUGGCCCAGCACCUGGUGCGGAGCUUGGGGCGGUCAGCGGCGCUGCGGGGGGGACACUGGCAGUGGCCGUGCUGGCCCCAGCUCCAGAUGCUGUGGCAGCUCCUGCAGCCACCUGAGCCGGAGCCGGUGGUGGCUCGUGAGCUCCUGCAGCUGUCUGAUGCUGGGCUGGUGGCCCUGGACUGGCUGGUGGGGCCGUGGGGGGCUGCGGGUGGCGGGGGGGUGGUCUCCAGCCCUGUGCUGCUGCUCAUCCCCAACGCUGCUGGGAAGGUGACGGGGGGGCUGCUGCAGCUGGGGCUGCGGGCGCUGGAGCGGGGCUUCAUCCCCGUCAUCUUCAACCGCCGGGGCCACAACGGCUGCCCCCUCACCACCCCCCGGCUCCAGCCCUUCGGGGAUCCCGGGGACUUGCGGGAGGCUGUGACUUACCUGCGGUGCCGGCACCCCUCUGCCUCUCUGCUGGCCGUCAGCGAGGGCUCGGGCUCGGGGCUGCUGCUCGCCUACCUGGGCGAGAGCGGCUCCUCCAGCCGCCUGGCCGCUGCUGCCUGCCUCUCCCCCAUCUUCCGUGGCCGGGACUGGUUUGAGGCCAGCAUGCCCUGGCUUUACGAGUGGCCGCUGCUCCUCCAUCUCAAGCAGGGAUUGAGCAGGUACGCGGGGGCUCUGGCUGAGGUGGUGGACACGGACAGGCUCCUGGGCAGCCGCUCGCUGCGGGAGCUGGAGGAAACCCUCUUCUGCCGGACCCGGAGCCGCCCCAGCAGCUGGGAGAGCUACUGGGAGCGCAACGAGCCCCUGCGCGACGCGGACGAGGCGGCGGUGCCGGUGCUGUGCCUCUGCAGCGCCGAUGACCCCGUGCGUGGCGCCCCGGCCCGCAGCCUGCCCCGGGAGCUCUUCCGCAGCAGCCCCUACUUCUUCCUGCUGCUGACCCCGCUCGGGGGGCACUGCGGCUUCCCCCGCCGGGGGCCGGGGCGCUGCUGGGCCCACGAGGCCGUGCUGGAGUAUUUCAGGGCCAUGGCCGAGUUCCUGCGGAUGGAGGAGAGGAGGAAGGGGCUGCCGCGGCCCCGCAGGUGUGGGGGUCCCCCAGCUGAGCCCCCCGUGUUCACCUGGCAGAGGUCCUACACGCGGUAGCCCCCCUAGGGCAGGGUCUCACAAAGG